AUGACGAGACUGAGCUAUGAAUGUGACGUUUGUGUUCUUGGAGGGCCUGGCAUAGGGAAAAGCUCACUAAUACUCCAUUAUACUAAGGGUAUAUUUUUGGAGAACAUAGAAAGCUCUGUGGAAGAUCUUUACCAAAAACAAGCCACCUCACAAGGUGUGAGUAAAAUAAUCUCAAUCUUGGAUACAAAUGCAAAUGUGGAUGCCUACAGUACUUCAAGAAAAGAACAAAUAAAGAACGCUGCCACUUUGGUUUUUGCAUAUUCAAUUGAUGAUAGAGAUUCAUUUUUGAAAGUUUCAGAUGAUUUUGAACGAAACUUGGGAGUUAUGAAGACAUUACCACCUUGUGCCUUAAUUGGCCUAAAGUCAGACUUGAGUGCAGACCGCCAAGUAGCAUACGAAGAAGGACAACGAUUAAGCGAACACAUGAAAGCAGUCAGCUUCCAGGAGUGCAGUUCCAAACUUUCAAUUAAUGUCAACGAGGCAUUGGACCCAAUUGUGGAGGUUGCAUUGCAGAACAGUCUGAAGUCUGAACCGAAGUCCGAGCCGAAGUCCGAUCUGGAUUUGAAUUCCUAUAUGACUUUCGAAGUGGAGUCCGCGGCGAAAGCCGAUGCGAAGUCCGAGACAAAAUCCGAAACAAAUUCGGAAGGGAGGACCGAAAUGAAAUCAGGCUCCAGCACACCUCAAACAGUCGAAAGGAACCACCUGCGAAGUAUGAAAAAAGAACCGGAUUCACUUCACCAAAACCACUGCUGCAUCGUCAUGUGA
Molecule: messenger RNA, 765 nt
Organism: Meyerozyma guilliermondii ATCC 6260
Lineage: Eukaryota; Fungi; Ascomycota; Pichiomycetes; Serinales; Debaryomycetaceae
Gene: RAS2
Product: Ras2p
Exons: 1
Coding region: 1-765 (254 amino acids)
Biological process (GO): signal transduction
Cellular component (GO): plasma membrane
Molecular function (GO): GDP binding; GTPase activity; GTP binding
Source: RefSeq, a predicted model, not a curated record